Molecule: messenger RNA, 2175 nt
Organism: Mytilus trossulus (common blue mussel)
Lineage: Eukaryota; Metazoa; Mollusca; Bivalvia; Mytilida; Mytilidae
Exons: 3
Coding region: 444-2051 (535 amino acids)
Molecular function (GO): zinc ion binding
Source: RefSeq, a predicted model, not a curated record
GGGCAAACAACUCGUGUGGGAUAUUUAAUAUUUCACAAUCUGUAAUCAUCUUUUAAAAAUUAUAUAUAUAUAUAAACUGUUCCACGGAUUUUUUAUUACACCUACAAACAAUCCCCAAAGCUUCAACAAACGACGACCAGUGAAAAACAUGCUCCUCACGGGUAUAAUAUACAGAAUUUGACGAGGAUAAACAUGUUAACGGGAUCCCAACCCUCCACCUUACCUGGGACAGUUGUGUAACAGUACAACAUAAGAACGAACUAUGGUGAAAAAUCAGUCUUAGAUCAUCAAAUGGAUACACAUAGAAAUACAUCUCAAAACACAGAGUGGACGUGGCCGGGUGCUUGUACAUCCCUACAAAAUAAAAGACACUAAGUAAAUGUCUGAGAGUACUCGCAGUUACUGACAGCAGACAGAACAUAACUUAGUUAUUAAAGAGAACCAUGGGUAACUGGUUUAUAAAAUCCGACCAGAAUAAUAUUACAUGUGACGUUUGUGAAAACAUCGAUGUUGAUAAUCAUUGCAAUACCUGUUUGUUUAAUCUUUGUCGAGAUUGCGUUCCUGAUCAUUCCAGAAACAGAUUGAGUAAAAGAGAGAAAUAUGAGCACGACAUUGUACCUUUUACACAGAGAAAAAACAAGGUACAUUCCCCAGUAUGUCAAAAACAUAAGCUUGUUAGAUGCAUCAGACUUUGCAAUCAAUGUAAAAUACCCGUAUGUCAAGAAUGUGGUUUAAAUGGCGACCAUCAAAGUCACAAAACACUGAAUCUUUCCAGUCAUAUCAAUGAUCAAUACCAUGAAAUAAAUAAACAUAAUGAUAAUUUGGAGAGUGAAGUAAUACCAGAAUUUAAACAGAACGUUUCAAGGAUAGAGAACGCAAUCUCUGACACUACAACUGCCUUUUACGAACUGAAUAAAUCUAUCCAAGAGCAUAGAGAAAAUUGUCACAGAAAAAUUGAUGAUAUUUUUGACAGAUAUCAGAACGAGGCAGAUGAUUCAAGAAAAGAAGACAUGUCUGCCCUGUAUAGUUAUCUAUCGAAUGAUAUUGCAUGUUUUAAAGAAUCAUGUGAUAUUUUACAAAGAAAUAAAGAUAUUUUGAAUUCAGCAGACAUCAACGAUGUGGUCAAUUAUCGUCACAAGAAAGCAAACAAUAUUUCUGAAUUUGAAAUUGAACUUCCUAAAUUUGACACGAAACCCGUUGAUUGGAAAAAGUUAUACUUCGAAUUAGGAUAUCUUAAAGUAUCAGAUAACCCCAAAAUAAUUCGGACAGUCCCGACUCCGAUGGUACCCACAAGAGCAUGUACCUUACCCGGAGAUCAUGUCUGGGUUUGUGGACAGAACAAUAUAAUUGCGCGCAUAAAUAUCGAUGGAGAAGUUCUAGAAACAGUUGACGUGUCAAUAAGUGAACAUACAAAUGACAUUUCUAUAACAAACAACGGGGAAUUAAUUUUCACAGAAGGGAAACCUGGCAAAGUAACAACCAUUAAAGAAGGAAGGGGAGUAACAUUUAUAGACGUAGGUCAAGAAUGGCACCCGAGUGGUCUACAUUGUACAAAAUCAGGGGAUAUAUUAGUAACUAUGUCUGACGAUAGUUAUGAAAAUUAUAAAAUCGUCCGGUACACCGACGGAUUAGCAGUUCAAGAAAUUCAAAAUCAUUAUAACGGAAAUCCUUUGUUUCAUCCCGGCCCAGGACUUCUGUUUGUAACCGAGAAUAAUAAUGAAGACAUGUGUGUGUCAGAUACGAAUGGAUGUGUAAUAACUGUUUUAAACAAAUUCGGAAAUUUCAAAUUUGAUUAUGACACAACCCGGGCCUUAUACGAUUGUCCAGAAUUAACAACAUUCAAACCAGGAUGUAUAGUUACUAAUAGUAAGAGUGAAAUACUUUUCACUGUACAAAACUUUAUAUUUGUCGUCGAUCAUAACGGACACUUUGUUCAAUGUAUUGAUAAUUGCAACUUGACAAUGGCGUCUGCUUUGUGUUUAGACUACACGGAAAGAAUUUGUGUCGGAGAGUUUGAUAAAAACAAUUUGAAAAUCAUUAAGUACAGAUAAUAACCGAAAUGUUGAUAACAUUUGAUUUUUCUUUCUUUUUGUUUUAAACAAAUCACCAAUUUUUGACAUUUUCACCUGUUUUGUAUGUUUGGUGUUAGUCUGAGGAGUAUAUAUAAUGAUUGAU